Striga hermonthica is the source of this 581-nucleotide messenger RNA. The record is from the annotation of a GenBank genome assembly. NCBI's taxonomy places the organism in Eukaryota, Viridiplantae, Streptophyta, Magnoliopsida, Lamiales, Orobanchaceae.
CCCCGAACCUGUGGUGCCUGAUGACCAUGGGCGUGACAAUGUCUCUAGCAAGCCUCUGAACCACCGUGACCUACGGCCAGACCUCCAUCAAGAAGUGGUUUUCCAAACACCUGCUCCGUCACCAAUGCAGACCCAGCCGUCCGCCCGCACCACCCACAACCUCACCCUCAGCUGCCUCUUCGACCUCGAUCACUCACGAUCGUCGUCUCCGUCCUCUUCCUCGCCGCUGAUAUCGAGCAGCAAGUGGCUGACGUCAUCAAGGCGGAGGUUUCAGUUCGGAUUACCUCGUGAAAUUUUCUCCUCAAUUAGUGAAUCCAAACCAAUUGUAGAUGGUUUUAAUCCAUUUGGAAACUUAAGUACCACUUACAACAUGUGGCCAGAAAAUGGGUUCUCUCAUGAUAUUCCAAAUACAGUCCAUAGAAGUAAAGCCGAUUGUCCUGUACCUGAGGAAAUGGUCACUGUCAGCAUUGAUGGUUCAGUUCAAGAUCGAAUAGCUAAAAUCAUGUCGUAUCUUUGCCUUGGUUCGUUAGGGAAAGUUCUGAAAAAGAAGAAGAGAAAAAAGAUGCAAAAGGUCAAUCAUG